AUGUACCUUAAGCAUAUUGCGUUCAAUCUGCAAGAUUAUGCAGCCACAAACUCGGUCCGCAACUCAAUCGACCAGCGAGUAAAUGGCAGAGGCUUCAAACACCCGACCAAAGCUAUGCGGCGAGAAGACGACACCCAGGGCAAUGCGACUAUUGAUAACCGAUUAUGCGUGUCAAACCCGCUGCAGAGCCAUGAUGAUGGAACAGAUAUUAGCCGAUAUCCUCCUUCGCCCAAAGUUGCGAAGCCCGAGGAGCCAACCCAAUCGUGUCCAAGUGAAAACCCCCCAGAUUCCCGUUCGUUGAUUUUCACAGUCAUUAACCCUUAUUUUGUCCCAUUGUACCCCAAGUUCCCAUGGUAUAUCACCCUCUAUGCCUGA
Molecule: messenger RNA, 375 nt
Organism: Colletotrichum lupini
Lineage: Eukaryota; Fungi; Ascomycota; Sordariomycetes; Glomerellales; Glomerellaceae
Exons: 4
Coding region: 1-375 (124 amino acids)
Source: RefSeq, a predicted model, not a curated record